GGGCUCCAACAAAGCCGAACUAAAAGCAAGUGUCCCGCAGUCUUUGGCGGCAGAACUUUCCACGCUUCACCCUCACUGCGCAUGCCACACGGCAAACGGAAAGUUGGCAACAGGAUUUGCUGUUGGGCCCAGACCAAACCUUGCUUCCACACACACAAUCAGCCAUCUCCUGUCAGCUUGGUAUGGACUUGACACCUGCAGGUCUUUGCAGAAGCACACACCUUUGAUCCAUGAAUGGAAAAGCAGGGGCGAGGCGGCUGAUCUGUGCAGGCAAGCUAGGUUUGACUAAACUCCGGCUGUAAGAAGUUGAACUUUGAACGCAAGUGUUGCGGUAUGCCCGCUGUCAGUUUAUAACCUUGGAUCUCAAACCUCGGAUCUCGGGUCUUGGACCUGGGACCUCGGAUCUCGGACCCCCGGAUCUCAGACCUCGGACUGAGCUUAUUGCCAAGUAUUUUAAUAUGGAGUACGCUCAAUCACCACGAAACUUGGGUCAUCAGAAGGUCACCAUGACUUCAUGGGGGGAGUCCUCUCUAAGGAAUUUGUGUGUUUCCCCCGCUUCCUUAAUGCAAACAAAUGUAGGGGAGUUCGCGUCUCGAUCGGCGAGGUUCGGGUGGAAUGCCGGGAAGAGCCAGCCCACACGAGGUGCGAAGAACGACCAUGGUCACGACACGGGCACCACUGGUCACGACACUGGAGGGUGACCAGUGGGGAUUCGAAACAUGGUCACGGGCUUUCUUCUGGGUCAAAAUGGAGGCUUUGAACCGGGUGGUCGAUUCAUGUUGUUACUUGGGAUGAUUGAGCCCACUGACUCACAUGUUCGUGAGUUGCCACCCACGCAGGUGGUUCCAUCACCGAAGAGCUCCUCAGAGAGAGGAGCGGCUUGCAACGGCAAGACUCAACGAUGUCGGCGUUCUCAUUUACGAGCGACGAGUGGUCGAUGGCGCCCGAGGUGGUCAGCACCUUUCAGUCCGGCCAUGUGGAGGACAUCUCCAAUGAGAACGUGCUGAAUGAGAGGUGGCGGCGCCUGAGCUUCGUUCGCGUCUACAUGCGGAAGUUCUGCCUCUUCGGCGGGUGGGCGGUGAUCUUCGUGUGGGGUGUGGUGACGCUCUACCAGAUGCCCGCAAGAAAUAGAGCUGGGGUCAUCGCAGGGGAGCGCGCAGCUGUGUCUUCAAGUUCCCACAUGCUGGGUACGUCGUGGUCCCCAAAUAGAUAGCGGCACAAUACAUGUUGAAAGGAUUUGAAAAGGGAUGUUAAUGUAGUCCCUUGAUUUAUAAACCCCCCCCCUUGAAAUGUAG
Molecule: messenger RNA, 1295 nt
Organism: Durusdinium trenchii
Lineage: Eukaryota; Dinophyceae; Suessiales; Symbiodiniaceae
Source: the annotation of a GenBank genome assembly